Molecule: messenger RNA, 2586 nt
Organism: Lodderomyces orthopsilosis Co 90-125
Lineage: Eukaryota; Fungi; Ascomycota; Pichiomycetes; Serinales; Debaryomycetaceae
Gene: ZNC1
Product: Znc1p
Exons: 1
Coding region: 1-2586 (861 amino acids)
Biological process (GO): regulation of DNA-templated transcription
Molecular function (GO): DNA-binding transcription factor activity, RNA polymerase II-specific; zinc ion binding
Source: RefSeq, a predicted model, not a curated record
AUGGCAGAUAUUCACCAUACACUCAAUCCAGAGUAUACCCAAGAUGGUGAAAGAAGAAUUCGAACGAAAGUCGCCUGCGACUAUUGCCGAAAACGGAAAUCCAAAUGUGAUGGCGAGGAACCAUGUUCAAAAUGUAUAAGUCGCAAACGUGAAUGUGUGUAUUCGUUUGUACCGAAAGAAAGGAAAAAACGCGUAAGCUCAGUAAGCAGCGAAAUUAGAAAACCGUAUAAAAAGGAAGGUAAAGUCUCGAGGCAGGGUAAAACCGUUCAAGAAUUGAAUACGAGAAUAAAUGUAUUGGAAAAUCUUGUCACCAAACUAGUGUCGAAUUUGGAUCCUCAAGACAAGAUGGGAAUUCUCACUCAGAUGUCCAGAAAUCGGGAACUGACUGCAGAACAAGAUUCGGGUGUUAAUAUGAGCGACGAGCGUUCCGAGGAUGAAGAUAUGGGAGAUGUAAGUACAGAGGGUUCCCCCUUCAAAGAGCAAAGUCUUACCACUGAUCCAAAAUCCAUGAAGGAGAUGCUUAGACCUCAAUCAUGUAUACAAGAUAAAGAAUGCAUGGCGAAGAAAGCAAUGAAACGCAUUGCUGAGUACUGUGGUGCUCACUCGCUAAUGCAUACACUUUCUGCGCGUUCUAUUGGGUGGAUGAAAGAGCGUCUUCAGGGAUCGCAGGCAGGCUUGGUAAACCAACAAUUAUAUGCUCCCUUGAAAAGUGUUCCUUUGGUCUUGACUAAUGCAGUUGAUCGAUCUACAAAUUUGUUGAAUAGACAAAGGCUGCUGCAGCAUCUUGAACAGUAUUUUUCACCAACACAGAAGGCCCUAUAUCUGGAGCUAUUAGAUGCUUAUUACCGUAAAUUUUGCAUAGGUGCAUUUGUGUGUCCACUAGCGGGAAUUCAAAGUCUUUUUGACAAGUAUUACUAUGCAAUUUCGACCAACAACCAUUCAAUGUUAACGAGUAUCACACGCAGUGAGUAUUUACUAAUGAAUUCAGCUUUGGUCUUGUCGUUAUCCAAAUUCACGUCACCCAAACGAAUCAUUGGUUCGCAUCAUCCGAAUUUGUCAACACUAACAAUACCUGACGCCGAACAGCUUCGUACAAAAUUCUUUGACAAUGCUAUGCAUGACUAUGAUUAUGUCUCGAAGAAUAAUGAAGGGUAUAUAUCACUUCAGGGCCUUGCAUUGUUGAGUUUGAUUAUUGAGGAAUCGUUCAUAUCGGAUUUCCAUGUCAAUUACACAAUUGUGAGUACUUUGGGGAGAUAUGCCAAAGAACUAGGACUUCAUCGAGUUGAAGUGUUGCAAGAAAAAGACCGUGACUCAGGUUUAGCUUGCCGGAAGAUGUGGUUAUUCUGUGAAUAUAUGAGUGUUGAGAUCAGUUACAAAAGUGGGAAACCAAUGUUGAUAAAUAAUGAAGAUGUGACUACUUUGAGUGAGGUUGACCCUUGUAUUAUAUCUGUGCCGAGGGAUUUGUUUCUAAACCCUGAUUACGAAAGAAACGCACCGAAAUUAAUUGAGAAUUUGAAAAGAGAAGGUGCAGUGUUUUAUUUUGCUCAUUUCUUGCUCAUGUUGACCCGAAUCAAAGAAAAAAGUUACUACAAAUUGUACUCAAAACUCCCUUCGAGUAUCAAUACACAAGGGACCCUUACUGUCAUUAACGAAAUCAACGACGAUAUGAAGACAUUGGCACAAUUGAUAGAUCCAGAAAUUGUACAACCUCAUAAAGACCACCCUUUUGUGUUGUCUAUGUUUGAUUGUGAUGAAGGAAUACUCAAGUUCCAUGUUCUUCUGUUCCACUUGUCUUUCCAUGCCCAUAUUCUUUCAGUGAAUAGAGUUCCAUUUCUUGAACAGUUCAACAUUGAGGACGAUAGGCUUUUACCUUAUGGUAAUAAGUCCCUCCAGGCUGCGAGGUCUAUAUUACAAUCAGUCUCGAAUCCGAAUUCCUUAUGGAAAGUUGAUGAUGCUAGUUUCCCAUUUAUACUAUUUUAUCCAUUUGUCGCAUUUUUGAGUGUGUUGGGAAAUUGUUUAGUAUAUCCAACGGAGACUUCGUCGUAUUAUGACUGCUUGUUAUUGAUUGACGCUUCCUUAAACUUCUUCGCUUAUAAAGGUACUCAGUCAACAAAUCUCGAUAAUAAGAGAAUGUUUUGUGAUAUGGUGAGUCUGUCAUUUUUAAGAAUAUUGAUUGACACUAUGGAGAAAAAGGCCAAUGUGUACUUUUACAGAAUGAGACCUGGUUUACGAGAACACAUCGAGUCAUUGUACUCAAAGUAUCCAGAAAUCUUUCAGCCGGUAUCAAAUUCAGAGUUGGGAUCGAGUAGUCCUGAUACAUUACACAAUCAAACUGCAUCCGCUACAUCAUCUUCUUCUUCUGGGUCAUACAAUAAUGCCGCCAAACCAUUAUUUUCCAAUUACACUGGUGGAUAUCAACCGACUAACAAAACGGGUGGAAAUCAGUAUAAUUUUGAAUCUGGAGUUCCCCCUGCGACAGAAAUGGUUGAUUUAGAUAACUUGAUGAAUGAAGAAAAUUUCAAUCAAUUUGUUUUUGGUGAAAUUAGUGAAUUGUCGGGGUUUUUCAACUACGAUUUGAAUAAUUGA